AUGAUCAGCGAAGAGAAUGAGGAGCUUUCGCCUGAGUCUACAAAAGAAUCUCAGCAGCAGAGAGUUUCGUGGGAUGGUAUCUAUACCUCGGAGAUUUUAGUCAUAUUUUUUACAGGAAUGCUACUGACGGGUAUCGUCCUCAGAAAUUUUGGCGGAGCUUUUGUUAGCGUGGCUGUGAUUAGCGAUUGGAGUGUUGUUUUACGUCGUAUAGCUUUUAUAGUGAUCUUGCUUCGUGGUGGGUUGUCACUUGAUGCUAAUGCCGUUCGCAGGCUUAAGGGUGCUUGUCUUCGCUUAUCUGUGAUUCCAUGUACAGCCGAGAUGCUGGCAGUUUCUCUCAUAUCGAAAUUGAUUUUCGGCAUGGACAUAAUUUUUGGAAUAGCCCUUGGUGCUGUUUUGGGAGCUGUUUCUCCAGCCGUUGUGAUUCCAGCCCUAUUGGAGGCCAGCAAAAACGGUUACGGGGUUCAGGCAGGAGUACCAUCUGUUGUGAUUGCUGCUGCUAGUCUUGACGAUGUCUAUGCCAUCACAGUUUUUAGUCUUAUUCUUUCGCUUGUUUUUCCUUCAGGUGGCUCGCCUAUGUUGACGGUUUUAAGCGCUCCUGUAGAAGUUUUUGCUGGAGUUUUCUUUGGGGCUGUCUUAGGCUUUAUUCUUCAUGUGGUGCCUCGAAAAACUGUGCAAAAUCUCCACUUCAUUCGUCUUUCGCUUUUGUUCUCGUUCUCCCUAGCGUUUUUAUUUGGGACAAUAAGACUACGAGUUGAUGGAGCUGGUGCUGUAGGUGUUCUUAUCGCUGCAUUCGUUGCUGGGCAUGCUUGGAAAAUGGAGGGUGAACUUCCCGAGGAGGAAUAUCUGGCUAUCAUGUGGCAUCACGUUUUUCAACCGCUUCUGUUCGGCCUCAUUGGCUUGGAGCUUAGUUUCGAUAUGAUCAGUCGUAGCACAUUGUUUCUGGGAAUCAUGGUGUUGGCAUUCGGUCUGACAUUCCGAUUUCUUGCAUCUUUUCUCGCUGUGUUUGGUUCUGAAUUGAAGAUGAAGGAACGACUUUUUGUAGCUAUUGCUUGGAUGCCGAAGGCAACAGUACAGGCUGCAUUGGCUCCAGUCGUCCUAGAAACAGCACGAUCUAGACCAUCUUCGACUUCCGUUCACAUCGAGAAUGGUGUUUUGAUUCUAGCUUUGGCCGUACUGAGUAUUCUUAUCACAGCGCCUAGUGGCGCUCUAGCCAUUCGACUAGCUACACCAAUCCUUUUGAAGAAAGAUAAAGUAAGUGCGGGUGAUAAUACUGCAGACGAAAUUGAGCUUUUAAAUAUUUGA
Molecule: messenger RNA, 1302 nt
Organism: Strongylus vulgaris
Lineage: Eukaryota; Metazoa; Nematoda; Chromadorea; Rhabditida; Strongylidae
Source: the annotation of a GenBank genome assembly